AUGAUUGCUCCUAUUAACUCAAAACGUGAAGUUUAUAAUGGAUAUUAUUACAUCCGGGAGCACAAUAAGAUUCGAGGAAAGGUGGGUGUUAGUCCAGUAACUUGGAACAAUACCUUACAAAAAUACGCAGCCGAGCGCGUCAUAUCGCUAAACACGCACUCGCUAAAGUACGUGCCCUUGGCUGGACCUUAUGGCGAGAACUUCGCCAAAGGUGAGCCUCCCGUGAUGCAGUGGGAAAAUGAGCAGGCAAAUUACGACUACAUCACCAACAAGUGUAAGAAAAACACUGUGUGCAACAAUUACACUCAGUUGGUGUGGAACAAAUCCACUGACAUUGGUUGUGAGAGAAGUGGUUUAGGUAAUGAUAUGAUUGCUAUUUGUUACUAUUAUCCCUCAGGAAAUAAACCAGGAGAACGGCCUUAUGCUACACCCAAAUAUGGCUUAUCCAAUAAUUUUUAA
This is a messenger RNA of Cannabis sativa, 459 nucleotides long. RefSeq names its product pathogenesis-related protein 1-like. The transcript has a single exon. The record is from RefSeq and is a predicted model, not a curated record. Bases 1 to 459 code for a protein of 152 amino acids. Lineage: Eukaryota; Viridiplantae; Streptophyta; Magnoliopsida; Rosales; Cannabaceae.